This is a messenger RNA of Octodon degus (degu), 1930 nucleotides long. It is a transcript of the gene Hyal3, whose product is annotated as hyaluronoglucosaminidase 3. The transcript is spliced from 4 exons. Gene Ontology annotation, molecular function: hyalurononglucosaminidase activity. Gene Ontology annotation, biological process: carbohydrate metabolic process; hyaluronan catabolic process. Gene Ontology annotation, cellular component: acrosomal vesicle. Lineage: Eukaryota; Metazoa; Chordata; Mammalia; Rodentia; Octodontidae. The record is from RefSeq and is a predicted model, not a curated record. Bases 537 to 1796 code for a protein of 419 amino acids.
CCACUCCCACCCUUUGCGCUACCGGCCCGUAACCCCUCCACCCCGCGCCAGCUAUCCCCGAGAAUCCCUGCCGCCCCUCAGUCCCCUUCUGUGUCGGUCGACCCCUGCCGCCAGCAUGCUGAAGCACACCUACCCACAGUCAGGUUUUUGAAGGCUACGGCCUCCAAACCUCCACUGCUACAACGGGAUGGGGAAGCCGAGGCAUCAGGAAACACGGAGCCCUCCUGAGGAACUCGAGCUUCGCGCCUCCGACAGUAACUAGUGUCAGCACUGAAGGGGUUAAGUUCUGCUGUGGGGAGCCGUGGGUUCCAGACUUAGGGGCGGAUCCUGGGGCUUCCUCCCUCCAGACCAAGGGGUGCUGCUGCAGCUGAGGCAGCGAAGGCAGGUGAGGAGCUUAGAGCCUUGUAAGAGGGAUGUGGCAGGAGGGGAAGGGGGUGCCUGUCGCUGACUAGAGUUGCUGAGUUGUCCCCAAGAUUAAAGAGUUGGGGAAGGAAAGCCAGGAGGCACUCUCCGGAGCAGGUUUCCAUCUCAGAGGCAUGAUCGUGCAGCAAGGCCCAGCCCUGGUGCUGGGGGUGGCCCUAUGCCUGGGGUGUGGCCAGUCUUUGCUGCAGGAUCCUGAACGACCCUUCUCUGUGCUGUGGAAUGUACCUUCAGCACGCUGCAAGGCUCGUUUUGGGGUGCCCUUACCACUCAGUGCUCUGGGCAUCAUAGCCAACCAUGGCCAGCACUUCCGAGGCCAAAAUGUUACCAUCUUUUACAAGAACCAGUUUGGCCUCUAUCCCUACCUUGGGCCCAGGGGCACAGUUCACAAUGGGGGUAUCCCCCAGGCUGUGUCCCUAGAUCGCCAUCUGGCACAGGCUGCCCACCAGAUCCACCAGAGCUUAGAACCGAGGUUUGCUGGCCUGGCAGUGCUGGACUGGGAGGAGUGGUGUCCACUCUGGGCUGGAAACUGGGGCCGCCGUAAAGCUUACAAGGCAGCCUCCUGGGCUUGGGCACAGCAUAUGUUCCCUAACCUAGAUCCUCUGGAGCAGCUCCACAAAGCCCAUACAGACUUUGAGCAUGCAGCCCGUGCACUGAUGGAGAGCACCCUACAGCUGGGCCACGCACUGCGGCCCUAUGGGCUCUGGGGUUUCUAUCGAUACCCAGCCUGUGGCAAUGGUUGGCACCAUAUGACUUCCAACUACACGGGUCGCUGCCAUGAAGCCACCCUGGCCCGCAACACUCAACUGCAUUGGCUCUGGGCUGCCUCCAGUGCUCUCUUUCCCAGCAUCUACCUUCCACCUAAGCUGCCACCUGCCUACCGCCAGACCUUUGUGCAACACCGCCUGGAGGAGGCCUUCCGUGUGGCCCUUGCUGGGUACCCACAUCCUCUGCCUGUCCUUGCCUACAUCCGCCUCACACACCGACACUCUGGGAAGUUCCUGUCCCAGGACGACUUGAUACAGACCAUUGGUGUGAGUGCAGCACUGGGAGCAGCCGGCGUGGUGCUCUGGGGGGAUCUGAGUUUCUCCAGCUCUGAGGAGGAGUGCUGGCAUCUCCAUGACUACCUGGUGGGCACUCUAGGCCCAUAUGUGACCAAUGUGACCACAGCAACCAUGGCCUGCAGUCAACAGCAGUGCCAUGGUCAUGGGCGUUGUGCCCGCCGAAACCCAGAACAAAGGGAAGCAUUUCUGCACAUGCAGCCAGAUGGCAGCCUUGGAACUUGGGAGUCCUUUAGCUGUCGCUGUUACCAGGGCUGGGCUGGCCCUACCUGCCGGGAGCCCAGACCUGGGGGUAGACCUAAGGAAGCAGCAUAAUGCCGCUGCUAUUUCUUCUUUCCCUCUCUUACUUACCACUUUCGGUUCUCACCUGCUCUAAUCAGCUUAUAGUCAACCUUCCCAAAUAUACACUCCACAUCUUUUGGGAUCCCUGAAAGGUGAAAGGGGCCGGG